AUGAACGCUAUGCUCGCCACGCUGUUCUCCCUCGUCCUCGCUCUGUUCUCGUUAACCUCCGUGUGCCUUGCCGCACCCGCGGAAGUCUAUGUUCCCCCUAUCACGUACCCCCAUGCAAAGACUGUCUGGAAAGUCGGGGAUGCUUCUUCCCCUCCUGAGCGUAUCACCAACAAGGUGGGGUAUAUCUACCUACGUCACGCCGGCAAGAUCGACCUCGGUCAUCCUCUCGCUGAGAACUUCGACAUCCUCAAGGGUCACCAAGUUGUCAAGGUGCCCUCCGUCGCUCCUGGCAGCGACUACCAGCUUGUUUUGAUGGGCGACUCGGGUAACUGGAGCCCCAAGUUCAAGAUCCACACAUAA
Messenger RNA from Schizophyllum commune H4-8, 360 nucleotides. RefSeq lists its product as uncharacterized. Bases 1 to 360 code for a protein of 119 amino acids. The transcript has 4 exons. NCBI's taxonomy places the organism in Eukaryota, Fungi, Basidiomycota, Agaricomycetes, Agaricales, Schizophyllaceae. The record is from RefSeq and is a predicted model, not a curated record.